This is a messenger RNA of Phalaenopsis equestris, 2303 nucleotides long. Its product is annotated as sterol 3-beta-glucosyltransferase UGT80B1. Gene Ontology annotation, biological process: carbohydrate metabolic process. Gene Ontology annotation, molecular function: hexosyltransferase activity; UDP-glycosyltransferase activity. The record is from RefSeq and is a predicted model, not a curated record. NCBI's taxonomy places the organism in Eukaryota, Viridiplantae, Streptophyta, Magnoliopsida, Asparagales, Orchidaceae.
GCGGUCUUCUCCUCCUUCGAGAAGAACGGAGACCUGCGCGGUUUGUUUUUCCUUCUCCACGUUCCUCCUCCCCCUGCCGCCCGAAUUCCUCUCUAGGGUUUCGCUUCAGAUCUCUUCCUCUCCGGCAAUCGGGUUCUUAGGGUUUGUGAGGCCGAAGUGAGUCUUCGUCGCCAUUUCUUUGAAGUUAUUGGCAGCGGUUGCGCGUCAGUGCAGUAUGGAGGAUUGAAUUCUGAACGGUGGAGUCUGUUUGAUGAUCUGUUGAUGAGGGACGAAAUGGAGAGCGAUGGAGAAGUAGAUGGAAGAGGUGUGGGAGAUUCUUUGGAUGAUGAAAUGAGAAGAGAUUCGGUAACCAAUGCGCCGCAUUUGAGGAAAUUGGGAACAAGAGGUUUAGGCGUUUCGCCAUCACUUCGUGCUGGCUUGCAGCAUUGUAAUUCUGCACCUAUAAAAUCUAAUGAUAGUAGUUUGCUUCGUGAUGAUCGAGAUGCUGCCUUAUCUAGAUCAAAGACAGACAAGAGAGAAGCCAUGAAGUGCGACUUAAUGUUGGACAUGCUAUCGGAGAGGGAAAAGGUGUCUCUGUGCUCCAAUAAGAAGAUUAUGGAGGACUUGGUGAAAAUCCAGAAUAAUGGCACUGUGGAGGUUAAUGUAACUCAGGGAGCUCCAGUAGCAACAGAAUUGUUGAAACUUGAUGCUAUUGAUUUUUCUUAUUUUGAGCUUGAAGAGGAUAUCUCUGGAUUCAACAAAUCAAUCCCUAAACUGAAGAUUGCUAUGCUUGUUGUUGGAACAAGAGGAGAUAUACAACCAUUCAUAGCUUUUGCAAAGAGAUUGCAGGAAUUCGGUCAUCAUGUUAGGUUAGCAACUCAUGUCAACUACCGGAAUUUUGUAAGGUCAGCUGGUGUUGAGUUUUAUCCAUUGGGCGGUGAUCCUCGGAUAAUGGCUGGAUAUAUGGUAAGAAACAAGGGUUUUCUACUCUCCGGUCCUACAGAAAUAUCAAUACAAAGAAAGCAGCUGAAGGAGAUUAUAAACUCUCUCCUUCCUGCAUGCACAGAACCCGACAUAGAAACUGGUGUAACCUUCAGAGCUCAAGCAAUUAUAGCAAAUCCUCCUGCAUACGGACAUGCACACGUUGCUGAAGCUCUUCGUGUACCUCUUCAUAUCUUCUUCACAAUGCCUUGGACGCCAACAAGCGAGUUUCCUCAUCCUUUGGCACGUGUUCCUCAGACUGCUGCAUAUCGGCUUUCAUAUCUUGUCGUGGACCUAAUUGUUUGGUGGGGAAUCAGAGGGUUUAUUAAUGACUUCAGAAAAAGAAAACUUAAGUUGCCCUCAAUCACUUACUUCAGUACGUAUCAUGGAUCUAUAUCACAUUUGCCAACAGGCUACUUGUGGAGCCCCCACCUUGUGCCUAAGCCAAAUGAUUGGGGUCCUUUAGUAGAUGUUGUUGGAUUCUGUUUCUUGGACCUUGGAACCAAUUAUCAGCCAUCUAAAAAGUUUGCACAAUGGCUUCUACAAGGGUCAAUGCCUUUAUACAUUGGUUUUGGUAGCAUGUUUCUGAAGACUCUUCGGAUAUUUUCUUCAUAGAUGAUUGCCCUCAUGAUUGGUUGUUUCCUCGAUGCACUGCAGUGGUUCACCAUGGUGGGGCUGGUACAACAGCUGCAGGACUAAGAGCUGGGUGUCCCACCACCGUCGUGCCCUUCUUUGGAGACCAAUUCUUCUGGGGUGAAAGGAUAGUUUCAAAAGGAGUUGGACCACCACCUAUUCCCAUAUCAGAGCUCAAUGUUGAACGUCUCUCUAAUGCCAUAAGAUUUAUGCUUGAACCAGAGGUGAAGCUACGAGCAAUGGAGUUGGGCAAGCAGAUAGAGAAUGAAGAUGGUGUGGAAGGAGCGGUGAACGCUUUCCAUAAACAUCUUCCCACCAAACUACCCCUACCCAUAAUUCCUUCACCUCCUACCUCCGACCAGCUUCCACGCCCCUUCCAAUGGCUUCUCACUGUAAUAGAGAAAUGGUGUUGUCUUCCAUCCGCUUUGUUAUAGUCAUAUUUGUUGCAGUCAGUGUAAAUAAAUAUUAAUUUAAUUUUAGGAAAAUUUACACACGUUCCACACAAUUUUUAUGCAUUUACAUCUCUCCCACCUAACCUAAACUUUCAUAUUUUCAUACAUUGUGUAUGAAAUGGUGUUAACAUGAAAGAUUAGGCCUGAGAUAUGUAAAUACCCAAAAACUGUGUGAUGCGUCUGUAAAUUUCUAACUUUCUUUUAUUCAUCUUUUCAUCAUUGAUUCCUUAUCAAUAUUGUAGCAAUAAUUCGCACCCC